AUGAUGUUACCGAGCCCCGUCACCUCCACCCCCUUCUCUGUCAAAGACAUCCUCAACCUGGAGCAGCAGCAGGACCCGCACUAUGGGGCCCAGCUCCCGCACCACCUGGAGCACCACUUCCACCCCGCCGCCUGCCUGCUGGCGGCGGCCGACGGCGCCCGCUUCUCCGACGGCGAGGAGGAAGAGGACGAGGAGAAGCUGUCCUACCUGAGUCCCAUGGCAGCGCCCGGCAGCCAGGCGGACGCGCGGAUCUCCGCCGACAACUAUGUGCACGCCGUGCUACGCGGCUCCUGCGAGGCCCCCGGCCCGGGAGAGGAGCUGGAACCCGCGGUCCGCGAUCCAAAGAUCUGCGUCCUGAAGAAGCCGCUGGAUGCCGCGGAGAAGGCGGAGGAGGUGGAGAGGCCAAAGCAGCGAAGCCGGAGGAAGCCGCGCGUUCUCUUCUCCCAGGCGCAAGUCUUCGAGCUGGAGCGGCGGUUCAAGCAGCAGCGUUACCUGUCGGCGCCCGAGCGGGAGCACCUGGCCAGCAGCCUCAAGCUCACGUCCACGCAGGUGAAGAUCUGGUUCCAGAACCGGCGCUACAAGUGCAAGCGGCAGCGGCAGGACAAGUCGCUGGAGCUGGGUGGCACCGCGGCCCCGCCGCCGCCGCGCAGGGUGGCCGUGCCCGUGCUGGUCCGCGACGGCAAGCCGUGCCUCGGCGGGUCGCAGGGCUACAGCUCAGCAUACAACGGGCCCUACUCCUACAACGGUUUCCCCGCUUACGGCUACGGUAACGCUGCCUCCUACAACCCCGGCUACGGCUGCACCUACCCGGCGGGCACCGGCGGCGCCUCCAUGCAAGCCGCCUGCAGCCCUGCGGCGGCCGCCGGUCCCUUCGUGAACGUGGGCGGCCUGGGUGGCUUCGGCGGCGGCCAGCCGCUGCACCAGGCGGCGGCGGGGCCCUCCUGCAGCCAAGGCGCACUGCAGGGCAUCCGGGCCUGGUAGCCUGCACGCACUGAGGGCCGGGAGCGGACCUGCAGGACGGCCCGGCAGCUCCGAGGCCCCGUUAUCACCCGCACUGCAGCCCGGCUGCGCGCUGCGCAACGCGCGCCCUGGACCGAAGGAGCGGCGGCAGCAGAGGGACGGCGCGGCGGGACCCCGGCGCUCCCGCGGGCCGCGGUGAGAGGCCGGCGGCGAGCGGGGCGGCGCAGCAGGACGGGGCCGCCCGAGCUCGCAGCAAAGCGCCGCCGCCCCGUGGAGCCGCCGCGACGGCCGAGCGGGCCGGAGCCGAUCGCACCGCGUCAGCGGAGCAGCUUUGCUUGUAAAAAGCCGACGGCGGGCUCCGGGGGUGCCGCGACCCCUCUAUCUACUCUGUAUCGGUUACUGCCAGCGCCAGCUCGCCGAGUCAGCCAAUAAACCAGGUGCAAUAUC
Columba livia (rock pigeon) is the source of this 1407-nucleotide messenger RNA. RefSeq names its product NK2 homeobox 3 (gene NKX2-3). The transcript is spliced from 2 exons. Bases 1 to 981 code for a protein of 326 amino acids. Lineage: Eukaryota; Metazoa; Chordata; Aves; Columbiformes; Columbidae. The record is from RefSeq and is a predicted model, not a curated record. Gene Ontology annotation, biological process: cell differentiation; regulation of transcription by RNA polymerase II. Gene Ontology annotation, cellular component: nucleus. Gene Ontology annotation, molecular function: RNA polymerase II cis-regulatory region sequence-specific DNA binding; DNA-binding transcription factor activity, RNA polymerase II-specific.